Molecule: messenger RNA, 969 nt
Organism: Aspergillus versicolor CBS 583.65
Lineage: Eukaryota; Fungi; Ascomycota; Eurotiomycetes; Eurotiales; Aspergillaceae
Gene: pmeA
Product: putative pectin methylesterase
Exons: 3
Coding region: 1-969 (322 amino acids)
Biological process (GO): cell wall modification
Molecular function (GO): pectinesterase activity
Source: RefSeq, a predicted model, not a curated record
AUGACUGUUCUCCACUACCUCCCCAUUCUUGGCCUAACAACCGCAGCCUUGGCCGCACCACAUACCCGCCACAAACGCGUAGAGAUCCCAGCAGACUGUCUCACCGUUGGCGGAGACGGUACAUACUCCACAAUUGCCGACGCAAUUGCAGAACUGGGCUCUUCUACCUCCGAAGCCUGCAUCUCCAUCGCGGCCGGGACGUAUGAGGAACAGCUCACCUUCGAAUAUGGCGGCCCAUUGACCCUCUACGGCGAGACAACUGAUUCAACCAGCUAUAGUGGGAAUACCGUCACUAUAACUCAUACCAUGACGUCCACCGAAGCGGGUGACCUCGUCGGUAGUGCGACUGUCAAUGUCGCCAUGGACGACUUUGCCAUGUACAAUAUUAAUGUUGUCAAUGGCUAUGGCGAAGGGACUCAGGCUGUUGCACUGGCAGCUAGCGGAGAGCGUCAAGGCUACUACGGCUGCCAGUUCACCGGCUACCAAGACACACUCUACGCUCGCGAGGGUAUCCAGUACUACUCCAAUUCCUACAUCGAAGGCGCAACGGACUACAUCUUCGGCGACGCCAGUUCUUGGUACGAGAGCUGCGACAUCGUCUCCUCAGGCCACGGCUACAUCACCGCCAUGAGCCGAGAAACCGAGGACGACCCCUCCUGGUACGCGUUCAACAACUGCAACAUCGCCGGGAAAUCCGGGACGGAUCUGAGCGAGCAGGUGUACCUGGGUCGGCCGUGGCGGGUGCUUGCGCGGGUGAUAUACCAGAACUCGCAGCUCAGCGAUAUUAUCCACCCCGAGGGAUGGACGGAGAUGGAGGAGGGGGCGACGCCGUUGUAUUAUGAGAUUGGGAAUACGGGGGAUGGGGCGGAUACGUCGGACAGGAAGUAUUUGACUGAGAUUGAUGCGGCGGUGGAUAGGGAGACGGUGCUGGGGAGUGGGUGGGCGGAUUGGGUUGAUGGGGAUUAUUGA